Molecule: messenger RNA, 2845 nt
Organism: Anguilla anguilla (European eel)
Lineage: Eukaryota; Metazoa; Chordata; Actinopteri; Anguilliformes; Anguillidae
Gene: serping1
Product: serpin peptidase inhibitor, clade G (C1 inhibitor), member 1
Exons: 11
Coding region: 133-2052 (639 amino acids)
Biological process (GO): negative regulation of endopeptidase activity
Molecular function (GO): serine-type endopeptidase inhibitor activity
Source: RefSeq, a predicted model, not a curated record
UAGACACAUCUUUUAAAUCAACAAUCUGCAGACCCACAAUUGGUCAAGAGUGAAAGAGAGACUCGGGGCAUUUUGGUGAUAGCUUGACAAUCACAAACAGACAGAAAUACUGAAGCUUUGCUACCAUUUGAGAUGAAAUAUUCAGUCAGUGUGUGUGCACUCUCCCUUCUGCUCUUCAUUGAGCUCCCCUCCCACCUCGCCAAAACGAACCCGGUCCUCUCUCUGCCCUCUAAGUCUACGCUCGUUCUCCCCUGCCUCCCCCCAACCGCUCCCGAAUUAUCCGAGGCCAGCAUCACUUGGACGUUCACCCCAGAAUCCCAAACCCAAAAUGGCUCCUCCCCCAUCCUUCUUGGCCCUCCCAGCUACCUCUUGCCCGGCAUCUACCAGGAGAGCAUCCGUCUGUCCAUCCCGACGGUGGGAAUGAAGGACGAGGGGACAUACACGUGCGUGAUCGAGGGAUGGAAAGAUGAGAGAUCGGUGAAGCUGAGGAACUCCUUCUCCGUCCACGUUUACGAUUCCAGUGCUUUUGAGCUGCUGAAGGCGGCAGAGGGGGUGGUGCAAGAGGAUGUGCAGCUGUCCUGCACUCCUCCUUCUGCCACUCUUUUUCCCCCACUACCUGGCUCCUCAACUCUCCCUGUCUGGUCCGUAAAGAAACAGGGCAGGUGGGAGAGGAUCUAUCCCAAAGUUGUGGAGGAGGGGGAGACAAACGGCGAUGGCAGAGUCCGAUGGGCUUCUCCCUCAAACCUGAUUGAUGAUUGGUCAGUUAUAAUGAGCGGUGUCACCGUGGAGGAUUCGGGAGUAUACCGGUGUGAGUGGGCCGGGGAGAGCCAGCUGUGGUCAGAGAAAGUUGAGCUCACUGUAAAACCCGCCCCAACUGAGCCACCCCCCCGUUGCCGUGGCUACAAUACACCAUGGGAACGGUGUGGUCCGGAGAGCAGUCAGACCUCAGGGAGAGCAAUGCUACAGGAGUCGCUGUCGGAGUUCUCCUUCAAACUCUACUCCCACCUCAGCCAAUCGGAGCGCUCCAAGAACAUGCUCUUCUCGCCGAUCAGCAUCUCCUCGGUGCUGAUGCACCUGCUGUUGGGUGCUCGCGGAAAUACCCAGGUGGCCCUGGAAAGUGCCCUCCGUCUCCCGCACUCGUUCACCUGUCUUCACCAGGAGAUGAAGAGUCUGAGAGAGAAACUGAGAGACAGCGUGGAGGUGGCUUCCAACAUCUACCACAGCCCUGAGUUACAGUUGAGCCAGAUGUUCAUCAACCAAUCGCAGCUCUUCUACGACGCAGUGCCCGAGAAGCUGACCAAUGACAGUGAUUUGAACGCAAGGCUAAUAAAUGAGUGGGUGGCAGGGAAGACCAACAAUAUGAUCACAGACCUUGUGGACUCCGUCUCGUCCAACACCAUUCUGAUGCUGCUCAACACCGUCUACUUUAACGGGAAGUGGAAAAUGAUGUUUGACAAAAAGACUAUGAACGCUCCUUUCAUUACACUAACAGGAGAUAUGAUGUCUGUGCCGGUAUUGUACAGCAGUAAAUACAAGCUGGCCCAUAGAUACAGUUCUCACGUCAAAGCUCAGGUGGCAGCAUUCCCUCUGUCCGGGCGAACGACUCUCUACAUCUUGCUCCCACAUUCGGUCUCUCUGAAGCACCUAGAAGAGCUAGAGGAUGGACUGGAUGACCAAAGCGUGCGGGCGAUGGUGAAAGAAAUGGAGAAGACUCCAACUGAAACAGCUGAGGUCACGCUGCCCAAGAUCCAUCUCAGCAUCAAAACCAACCUGAUGGAGAUUCUGGACACCAUGGGUCUGUCAGAUCUCCAGUUCGACCCUAAUCUGUGUGGCCUGUCCUCAGAAGACAGGAACCCGCCCCUCUCCCUGUCGGACGCCCAGCACCGCGCCUUCCUCUCGCUGACGGAGAAGGGCGUGGAGGCCGGGGCCGUCUCCUCCCUCUCCUUCUCCCGCACCUUCCCCUCCUUCGCCGCCCUCCGGCCCUUCGUCCUGCUCCUGUGGAACGAGCAGGUUAACGGCCCGCUCUUCCUCGGGAGAGUGACAGAGCCCUGAAAGAGUGAGAGAGAGAGAGAGAGAGAGAGAGAGAGAGAGAGAGAGAGAGAGAGAGAGAGAUGGGGUGGAAGGAAGGAAGAAUGGAUAAGCAUGCAAGAGGGAGGAGACUGAGAGUCAGAGAGAGAGGGAGAGAUCUUUUUUUUUUUAGCUGUCGCUGUUGUAGUCUGGUAUCUGAACCAAUAAUCAUAAUUUAGAAAUGUGAUUUGACAUCAUGAAUCUAAUCUAUACAUGCAGAUAAUGGCAAAACUAACAAAGAUGAAAAAAAAAACUUAAAUAAUUUUCUUUUACUGCGAACAAAGGAGGCUCUUCUCAGUGGGGAGAGAAAGCAAUUGUGGUGGAAUUAAACUGAGUAUUAUAUACGAGAGAAACUGUCUUCACUAACUUACCCAAAGUAAUAACAUGUCUAUACUUUACGGACAAUUAUUGACACAGGAGAUUUCAGGGAUCUUUUUUUUCAUCACUACAUCGAUAUGGUUUAGUCACAUGGAAGCAUGCAACUUUAUUAGAUUCUGAGUCAUGGGACAAUUGCGGUUCAUAACAGCUGUAUGAGGAUUUUACACGUGGGUGGAAAAAAUCCCAGAAUAAACAAGAAAAUACAAUGGUUUUUCCAAAACCCCAACCAUGUAAUUUUCUAGUCUUACAUGGAGACAAGUAGAGAAUGAUGACUGUUCUUUGAUUGUUGUGACAAUUUGAAUGCAUAACACUCAACACACUGCAGUAUUAAAAAUGUUAGAGGAAAACACUGUGUAAUUAUGUGUAAUAAAGAAAUAUAAUUUACCAUUUGCAACAAUAA